UUGAGGAAUAAACAUCAUAUUUAUAACUAAUUAGACGCAAGGUCAACCCCAAGUCUACUGAUUUCAAACUAGAUUUAAUUAAUCUUCAGUUAAGUUUGCAAAAUAAAUAACUUUGAUAGAGCGGGCAUUUUGCUAACUGUGGCAAAAAGUCAAAACUGACUUGAACUCUAAAAUUCGGAAACUAAAAAUUACCAAUAAUAAUUAAACGGGCUAAUUAAUUAAUAUGAAAAUGCUCCGGAUGUUGGUGCUAUUGCUUGUGGCUAUGGCGAUGGAGUCACGUGCCGAUGUUCUGGACCAGUUGGGGUCUGAUGUCAACAAGGAUGGGCUGAAUAUGGAUGUUUUGAAAUACCUAGACGGGCUUCUUGAAUCGUUUUCUUUUGACGAAAAGGAAGAUAAAGAAACAUCAGACAGUGUAGACCGCCUGAAGAAACUAGUUCGCGAUGCCCUCUUUCUGGGACUGGACAACCUGGAGCAGCAGCUGGAGUCCACUAGAGAGUUGUCACGUGACCCGGACACUAAGAGAAACGUGACGGAGUUGAUCACCUCUAAAGGGUACAGCUGUGAGGACCACAUUGCACAGACACAGGAUGGCUACUUGCUCAGUCUGCAGAGAGUCGGUCCAAACAGCACUCAUGGACAACAGUUCCUGAACAAGACUAAACCAGUGGUGCUGCUGCAACAUGGUCUGCUGGAUGCGAGCACCACCUGGGUCAUUAACCAGGCCGACAACUCCCUCGGAUUCAUGCUGGCAGAUGCCGGAUUCGAUGUGUGGAUGUCCAACAGCAGGGGAAACACAUACAGCCACGCAAACGUGAACAUGAAUUCGAGGCGUCGCAAAUUCUGGGACUUCUCGUGGGACGAAAUGGCCAAAUACGACUUGCCAGCUGUGUUGGAUUACGUGACAGAGGAAACAAAUGUCUCCUCCAUCUACUACGUGGGCCACUCCCAGGGCACUCUGAUGGCAUUCACUGGCUUCAGCCAGAACCACACUCUGGCCAACAAGGUCAAGCACAUCUUCGCACUCGCUCCCAUUAGUCACGCAGGGCACCUCAAAGGUCCCGUGCGGCUGGUAGUGCCGUUCCACGGCAUAUUGUACGACUUCCUGAAUCUAGCAGGCAUAGACGAGGUCCUGCCUAGCAACAUCAUCACAGAGGACAUAGGGAGGACAUUGUGUGGCACUAUCCCACUCGUGUGUGAACUGCUCACUUUCAGCUUCGCAGGGGUGGACUUCUUCGCAUUCAACAAAUCAAGAGCAGAUGUCUUCUUCUCUCACUUCCCCGCCGGAACCUCUCUGCGGGACAUCAACCACUGGGCCCAGCUGAUCCAGAGUGGAGACACCCAGAUGUACGACUUCGGCUGGCACGACAACCAGAAACACUACGGACAACACGAGGCUCCCAUCUACAACAUCACAGGUCUGGACAUCCCGGUGUCUCUCUUCUCCGGCGGGCGAGACUGGCUGGCAGAUCCGAGAGACGUGGACAAACUGCGACAGGACAUUAACCACACGAUAGUCUACGACAACACCCUCGACAGGUUCGACCACAUGGACUUCGUGUGGGGCACUACGGCCAAGGACAGAGUGUACAAGGAGAUCAUUCUGCAGAUCAGGGAGUCUGAAAGGGAGCAGAGAGACCGGCACAGGGGGAGGAACAAGCGACACCCGAAGAACCACGAAUCCUAACCGAUCCCAAGUGACGACAAAGAGCUAUAGUUUAGAGAUGAGAGAUGGCAAAGUGAAUUGUUUCAAAAUAGGCCAACAAUACUCAUUUAUCACUUCUAAUAUUCAAUCAAGCUCAGACGUGAAUCUAAAUUUUAAACCAUCUCCAGAAAUAACCUUCAACUAGGGUAUUGGUAACAUGUAUGCGAUUAAACAUUUGCCGCAAAUAAAGGAAACUUAAAAUUGAAAAAAUUAUGUAAAAUUAAAAUCAACUCACAGCAUUUUUGAGUAGAAAAAUCAUCGGUUAAUGGAUGUUCGUGUUGUUUUGACAUUCAACUUCUCGUACGGU
Messenger RNA from Symsagittifera roscoffensis, 2009 nucleotides. RefSeq names its product lipase member J-like. Bases 224 to 1684 code for a protein of 486 amino acids. Lineage: Eukaryota; Metazoa; Xenacoelomorpha; Acoela; Convolutidae. The transcript is spliced from 8 exons. The record is from RefSeq and is a predicted model, not a curated record. Gene Ontology annotation, biological process: lipid metabolic process.